Camellia sinensis is the source of this 456-nucleotide messenger RNA. Lineage: Eukaryota; Viridiplantae; Streptophyta; Magnoliopsida; Ericales; Theaceae. The record is from RefSeq and is a predicted model, not a curated record.
AUGGCUCGAAUUCAAAAACGGCCUCGUUUUUUAGAUGAAGGUGAAGCAGAACCAAAAGCAGGGGAGGGAGGAGGAGGAGGAGGAGGGGAGGAGGAGGGAGGAGGAGAGACUGGAGGGGGAGGGACUGGAGGGGGCCCAGGCAUAAUCACAGGGGAAGGAGGAGGCGGGGCCAAAGGCGACGGCGGUGGUGCUGCGACGAUCGCUGGUGCUGCAACGAUCGGCGGCGGCGAGGCGACGGCGGUGGCGGUGGCGAGGCGAGGCGAGCAGCGACAAUCCUCUCUCCCUCUUUCUCCUCUAGAAGGUGACGAAGAAGAAGGAAAGCUAAGAGGAGGAGGAGUAUUCAAUUCCAAUUCCAAUUCAUAUGGGAAUGGGGCAUUCAAAUCAAGAAAUUUGAAGAAUCGAGAGGAUUUCUUGGAGGGUGAAUCCAUUGGAGAAGAAGAAGAAGGAAUGGUGUAA